UUCCCGAAGAUCCUAAGAAGUACGAGGAGAUCCUGACCUCCGUACGAAAACUGUUCGAAAGGGUACAAUUGAAUCAGGAUGUUCGGGAGAGUCCUAUGAUGGACGAAAGGACCACGUUCCAAAACGAGAAAAUACUGCAACAGCUUCCUGAGAACACGAGACGAGAAGAAUUUUCAGCGGAUACAUGGUCGAAAGACUCUGAGGAUCAAUCUUCGAGAUUGGAAAGUCUUCAGGAAAAAAAUUCGGGAGGAUUUUUAGCAAGGACGGGUAUGGAGGAUGAUAGAAAGGCUGGGCUAACGCUGAUGGAAAGAAGUAAGGAUGAUAGAAGUGGACCUGAAGAAGAGGACUUUCUGGAAGCAGCUAAUUUCGGAUUGGAAGCUAUGAAGGAACUGUACACCAUCAAGGAACCGAUGCUGUACUCGAUGGGCAUAUAUUUGGAUUCCGACAAUCCAGCGAGGCACGUAGCAAUUUUUAACGAUCAAACGAAAGAAGCUAGAGCUCUCGCGAAAUAUGGAUUCGCCGUACUUCAGGGUACUACAAGAUUCAAACGGAAAUUUCCAAAUACACCAACGGACUCGCUGCUGUUUCGUCGAAGUCAAAGUAAUCCACUUCAACGUCAUUGUCCGAACAGAGGAAUUCCUAUCUGCCCAGCGGCUAGUUUGAGGUAUAGAACAUCCGACGGAAGUUGUAAUAAUCUUCGACAUCUCUGGUGGGGCUCUGCGAUGUCGACCAUGCAGAGAUUUAUGCCACCGGUGUACAGCGAUGGGGUUCAAAGUAUUCGUAGAUCCGUAACGGGAAAACAACUUCCUACUGCAAGGGAAGUGACCGUCGUGGUACACGAAGAUAAAGAUGUACCCUUGGCAUCCGUUACUCAUAUGCUGAUGCAGUGGGGGCAGUUUGUUGAUCACGAUUUGACCGCGACCGGACAAAGCAGAGGAUUCAACGGCACCGUACCGCAGUGUUGUCUCAAAUUUGGCUCUGGCUUCCAACCACCAGAGUUCAUGCAUCCAGAAUGUCUGCCGAUAUCUGUCAGUUCGAAAGACAGUUUCUUCGGUCCCCUGGGUGUGAAAUGUUUAGAAUUUGUUCGAAGUGGUCCAGCACCGAAAGAAGACUGUGAAUUUGGCCCUAGGGAACAGUUAACACAGGUCACUAGCUACCUGGAUGCUUCUACCGUCUACAGUAGCAAUGCCUUUCAAACUGACACUUUAAGAUUAUUUAGGAACGGUUUAUUGCAAUACGGAAAGCUUCAAUCGCAAAGGCCGGUGCUUCCCAAACUCGAUUCCGAUCUCUGUAAACGUGGAUCGUUAUCGACGAAUUGCUUCAGAGCCGGAGACGGUCGUCUAGGAGAACAACCUGCGCUCACUUCGCUCCACGUGGCGUUUCUAAGGCUCCACAAUAGAAUAGCGACGAAGCUAGCCGCGUUGAAUCCUCACUGGAGCGACGAGAAACUAUUUCAAGAAUCUCGGAGAAUCGUUGGCGCAAUUGUUCAGCACAUCACUUAUAGAGAAUUUCUUCCCAUUGUUCUUGGUCAAGAUGUGAUGAAAAUAUUCGACCUUGAGUUGCUGAAGAAAGAUUAUUACCAAGGCUAUGAUCCCAAAGUAAAUCCAACUGUCGCUAACGAGUUUUCUACUGCGGCUUAUCGCUUUGGCCACUCUUUGGUACAACAAAGUUUUGUUAGAUUCGACAGUCAUCAUCGACCCAUUUUCAACAACGUCUCUAUCCACGAUGAGUUCACCAAUUCGGUAAAUUUAGAAACGGCAGGUUCGGUGGAUCGUCUUCUUCUGGGGUUGAUCAAUCAACCCUCUCAAAGGAGGGACGAGCACAUCAGCGAAGAGUUAACCAAUCAUCUGUUUCAAACCCCCAAUUUUCCUUUUGGAAUGGACCUUGCUUCCAUCAACAUCCAAAGAGGCAGAGAUCACGGCAUCCCUCCAUACGUUCAGUGGAGAGAACCUUGCGGUUUAUCGUCGAUAAAAAGCUUCGAAGACUUGGACAGAGUAAUGUCACCAUCUACUGCCAGAAAAUUCAGAUUCGUCUACUCGUCGGUAGAGGAUAUCGAUCUCUUCAGCGGUGGACUGGCGGAGAAGUCGGUUAAGGGUGGUUUAGUGGGUCCUACAUUUGCCUGCAUAAUUGGCCAACAGUUCAGCAACCUACGUCGAGGUGACAGGUUUUGGUACGAGAAUCCUGACCAGGAAAGCAGUUUCACUCUUGGACAACUUCAGCAAAUUAGACGGGUCAGCCUGGCCCAAGUACUUUGCGCCACGAUGGACAACAUAGAAACUGUCCAACCCUUCGUGUUCUUGACGGCUGACACCUUGAAGAAUCAACGGUUGCCUUGCAACGAUCCUAUCAUUGGACAACUGGAUUUAGAAUUCUGGGUAGAGAAACAGUCGGACUUAAAAGGCAGAGCUGGUAUUCUAGAUAAAUUCAGAAGAACUACGACUCGAUCCACCCUCGCGAAAGAGAGCAGUUCAACGAACGCCUUGGAGCAACGGAAAACAUUUUCUCCGAAUCUGACACCACCCAAACCAAGCAUUCAUCAACAAAACAGAAUCGUCGUAAAGAAACCUUUAGGUCCUCCAGAUAACGUGACCAUAGUUGUUCAAAACAACGCUAUCAAUUCUCCUGUCUUUGUAAACGAUGCCAUUUACGGGUCAAGCAUUAAAGUGAAUCCUGCUCUGCAUCAACAGACACAUCAGUCUAACUCUCCUAACCCGAAUUUAGAUCUUGCUGGCCAGAGACCAGUUCAUAUGGACAACUUACAGUCUGUUCCAGUUUUUCUGCCUCCACCGAGACCAAUACCUACUUCGCCUCCUCUAACGAACCUGGCCUACGCGAGUCCUUAUAUUCCGUACACUUUUAACGAUCCCAACAAUCCUAAUCCUCUGAGCCAAGGUUUCUAUUCUAGUUAUCUUUCCAGUGACGUUGUCUUUGAAAGUUAUCCAGGGUCCAAUCCCAGACCCACUUUGUACACCUAUUAUACAAAUUUCCAAAGACCUACUACUCCAAUACCUGGACAGGGUGCAAACCUCUACAUCAUGGGCUAUGUCCCACAAGAUCAAAUAAUCAGACCAACGCAAACUUCUUGGCCUCGUCCUGAUUCUCCUGAUCAAUUGUCCAGACCUUACGCAGUCAAGUGGCAAGAUGUGCUUAGACCUGAACACUCGAACUCGCAAGGAUACAGAGAAAGACCUUAUGAGCCGAUUAAUCAACACUCCGAUGACAGAUACGGGUCUUUCGAUAAACCGGCUGAUAAAAUUGAAUAUACGACUUGGUCUAGUGUUUCGCAAUAUCAGACAGGGUUAAAUAAUCGUUACGAAUUAGACAGUCCUACUUAUAGCUCGCAAUCGACGGAUAAACCUACUCAGGUUCAUCCUGGCAGGCCAGAUGUUAGCUCUGAUCAAAUUUCGACUGGAAUAAAGGAUUUUGUUAGUACAAUUAAUCCUAAUAACGUCUAUUUGAGUAUUCCUUCUGGCAGACCGUAUUCUCAAGACGAUGCCAGUUCUUAUUCGACCCAGAGCAAUUACAAAGCGACAAGCAAACCGCAUUAUGAUCAACCCGAUAAGUCUGUCGAUUCUUAUCAGAAUCUAGGAAGGCCGAAACCACAAAAGACCCAUAGUGUCACUAUCGUUGGGGCGGAAACGACGAGUCAAAGUGGACAUGACAUCGUCGGAAUGGAGAAUCGAGUUACUAGUGAAAUUCCAAAACCAUUAGUUUCUCGGAUAAGCAACAAAAGGAAACCUGGACAAUACUAUUACGAGCAGAAUAUUUUGCAUCGAUAUCCGGAUUGGCCCUCGAAGGAAGAUGACACUGAAGAGAGACACAAAGCGGUGAAUAACGAGGAAUCGAUCGACCGGUUACUUAUCAAUGCUAUUACUAGGAAUCCUCCGCUUGUCGAUGAGAAUGGAAACGAUAAAACGGAAACAGCGAGUGAAACAUCAAAUAGAACGUACAAUGGGAUAAUAAAGGAUGAUGUCGAUCAAGAAAUUGUCUCGGAAGCGAUCGAAGAAUCUGCGGCAGCGGACAGUACGAGCCAUUGGCUGAAUUCGCAAGAGGAUCCAAGCUUGCCGUCAGCUCUGGAGGUGCCAAAAAUGUCGUCUGACAACGCCACGGUUGCCAAGGAAUUGCCUAAGCCCAUUAAAUUCAGAAGUUACGCUUCCUAAGUCCUCUUCGUAUCCCGGUU
Molecule: messenger RNA, 4180 nt
Organism: Megachile rotundata (alfalfa leafcutting bee)
Lineage: Eukaryota; Metazoa; Arthropoda; Insecta; Hymenoptera; Megachilidae
Biological process (GO): response to oxidative stress
Molecular function (GO): peroxidase activity; heme binding
Source: RefSeq, a predicted model, not a curated record